GGAGUCCACUGCGAGCGUGAGUGGAGAGAGGCCAGACCGUCAGCUGUCGACUCAGGAACGACCUUCUCUUGCGUUUCGCAUGAUGAUGAGCUGAGUGAGGGCUGAGGUGGUUGACCUGAUAUCUCAAGGCUUGCUCAUGAGAUGGAUGUUCCGGGCACCUUAGCUACACCUAUCUACCUAUGGCUGUCUGGGUAGAGCUGUCAAGGCUGUGACUGAUAGAAAGAGCUACCCCACACGCGACAUCCUUCUGCAAGGGAGGGCAGGCAGUCUGAAUAGCAUCACAGCUUUCUGCCUUGCGAGUGGUGAUAAGGUUGUUAUCUAGAAGUGGAUGUGCCCAUGUGUCUGGGUGCAGCAGAUCCUUGUCCUUUGUUUCUGAGACGCCUCUCUCUUGUAUGUAGUGUUUAAUCUCGCACUUGUCUCUACUCGUGGUCUAUGUAGUCCAGAUUGUUGAUGACAUGUGGAAGAUAGUGUAGUCUCUCUACUCUGCUUGUCAUUCAUCAGCUAGCCGCCUAGCUGUUGCACAAUUGCCACACCACAAAAGAUAGACGUCUCUCUGGCUGCUGUCUCUUCCAGGCACGGCCGGCUCCCGCCCAACAACAACCCCGCUCCACCACAAAUUUGCUCCGUGCGCCACCCAGCAGGACGCAAACCCGCCCAGCGACCUGGGACUGUGCCAAAGAAAGGGACCUGACCUGACCUGAACACCUAACGGAAAAAAAAAAUAACACGAAGCGCCUGGCGACUACGGGAUACCGCAUUACACCAGCUCACCGACGUCCUUUUUCGCGGCUCCCUUUUUUUUCUUGAUUCCUAUCUCCGACAUCAACGUCAUCGGUAUCGGCAUCGUCCACCCCACGAGCUCGGUCCGGCCCAAAAUCGACUUGUCGUUAAACUGACUGUGUCGUCUGCCCUCCCUUCCCCCUUCACCCUUCUGCCCAAUCUCGCCGACCAAAACCCGUCCUCCCACCGACCACCGGUAGCCGCGCUGCUGCUGAAUUCCAUAUCACCACCGCGUCAUCAUGGGCCAGACACUUUCUGAGCCUGUUGUCGAGAAGGCUUCAGAGAAUGGCGGAGACGAACGACUACUCUAUGGCGUGUCGGCCAUGCAGGGCUGGCGCAUCAGCAUGGAGGACUCUCACACGACAGUACUCGACCUGCUCGCUGGCACUAAGGCUGCCAAGGACCACAGCUCGAAACUCUCCUUCUUUGGCGUCUUUGAUGGCCACGGCGGCGACAAGGUAGCGCUGUUUGCGGGCGACAACAUUCACAACAUUAUUGCGAAGCAGGAUACAUUUAAAGCCGGCAACUACGAACAGGCUCUCAAGGAUGGCUUUUUGGCGACCGACAGAGCUAUUCUCAACGAUCCCAAAUAUGAGGAGGAAGUGUCCGGCUGCACUGCUUGCGUGGGCCUGAUUACGGAAGACAAGAUCUAUGUUGCGAACGCUGGUGACUCGAGAGGCGUCUUGGGCGUAAAGGGCCGGGCGAAGCCCCUUUCUUUUGACCACAAACCACAGAACGAAGGCGAAAAGGCGCGAAUUACGGCUGCAGGUGGCUUUGUCGACUUUGGCCGUGUCAACGGGAACCUGGCCCUGUCAAGAGCCAUUGGUGAUUUCGAAUUCAAGAAGAGCGCCGAGCUCGCGCCAGAACAACAAAUCGUGACAGCUUAUCCGGACGUUGUGGUUCACGACCUGGGCGACGACGAUGAGUUCCUCGUGCUUGCUUGUGACGGCAUCUGGGAUUGCCAGUCUUCCCAAGCCGUUGUCGAAUUCGUCAGGCGUGGAAUCGCUGCCAAGCAGGAUUUGGACAAGAUCUGCGAGAACAUGAUGGACAACUGCCUGGCCUCCAACUCGGAGACGGGAGGCGUCGGCUGCGACAACAUGACCAUGAUCAUUGUCGCUUUCCUCAGGGGACGGACCAAGGAAGAGUGGUAUGAGGAGAUUGCCCGGCGGGUUGCCAACGGAGACGGUCCUUGUGCCCCGCCCGAAUAUGCUGAGUUCCGCGGCCCCGGCGUGCAUCACAACUUUGAUGAUAGUGACAGCGGGUAUGAUGUCGAAGAGAACAAGCAAGGUGGUGGCGCUGGCAGAAGCUUCGGCAUCGGUGGUUACAAGGGCCGCAUCAUCUUCCUGGGUGAUGGGACCGAGGUGCUGACCGACUCAGACGACACUGAGAUGUUUGACAACUCGGAGGAGGAUAAGGAUCUCGCAAGCCAGGUGUCCAAAGCGUCGUCGGUCGAGGGCGGCGAAGCUACUGCCGGGAAGGAGCAGGAGAAGAAGCCCGAGCCAACGCCAGAGGCUGCGGGGAAACCUAGCGGCGAGGCGGAGAUGAAGAAGGACGCUUAAGUAUAGGGUCAGAGGGAUAGUCUCUGGAGGAUGGCAUCUCGAGCAUGUCUGUAUGGCUUUUUCUGUUAGCGUAUCGGCGGGAACUGUUGUGGGAGGGGGGAGGGGUUGUGGAAUACACGUAAAGGGGUGAUAUGGAGAGGGUCUGGGGGAGGGUCUGGGGAGGUAAAAGCCGGGAGCCAGUUGGCUGAACUGGACUUGGGGUCUUGGGAUGGCGAAGAAUGGGUUGAAAGGGAUUUCAAGGAAUCUUUUUUGUGGAAAGCAAGACAUAACACUCGUCAUCAUCUCCCCCUCUUCAACAACACCAGCACAACACACACGAACAACAAGCAUGAUUCGUUCAAAAACUCUUGAUCCUGCUCCGUCUGUCUCUCUUCCCGUCAUCUCGUUACCAUUGUGCCUGUACUGCUGCCCCUCUGGUCUGAGAGAGAAGGGGAACCUCUUGUUUUCCUUGUUUUCUUUUCUUUUUUUCCUUUUUACUCUCUUGUUUUACUCUUUUACCCUAUACCUAUCUAUUCUACGCGAUUUUUCAUGUCCUACCUUGAUACAUGCCUGAAGAAAUUGAUGACAAAAUCCGUGAUUUGAUCACUGAGCAGAGUAAAGCUGUCUGGUCCUGUAUGCGUAUAAAGGCGG
Molecule: messenger RNA, 2969 nt
Organism: Podospora pseudopauciseta
Lineage: Eukaryota; Fungi; Ascomycota; Sordariomycetes; Sordariales; Podosporaceae
Gene: PTC2
Product: Protein phosphatase 2C 2
Exons: 8
Coding region: 1020-2339 (439 amino acids)
Biological process (GO): protein dephosphorylation
Molecular function (GO): protein serine/threonine phosphatase activity; cation binding
Source: RefSeq, a predicted model, not a curated record